This is a messenger RNA of Hyaloscypha bicolor E, 1050 nucleotides long. RefSeq names its product putative thioredoxin reductase. The coding region runs from base 1 to 1050 and encodes 349 amino acids. Gene Ontology annotation, molecular function: thioredoxin-disulfide reductase (NADPH) activity. The record is from RefSeq and is a predicted model, not a curated record. Gene Ontology annotation, biological process: removal of superoxide radicals. Gene Ontology annotation, cellular component: cytoplasm. The transcript has 5 exons. NCBI's taxonomy places the organism in Eukaryota, Fungi, Ascomycota, Leotiomycetes, Helotiales, Hyaloscyphaceae.
AUGCACAGCAAGGUUGUUAUCAUUGGCUCCGGCCCUGCAGCACAUACAGCAGCUGUGUACCUAUCGAGAGCCGAAUUGAAGCCUGUGCUCUACGAAGGCUUCCUUGCAAAUGGCAUUGCAGCAGGUGGACAAUUGACAACUACUACGGACGUUGAAAACUAUCCUGGCUUCCCAGAUGGCAUUGGUGGGGCUGAAUUGAUGGAUGCCAUGCGCAAACAAUCUGAACGAUUCGGCACCCAGAUCAUCACCGAAACCGUUGCCAAAGUAGACCUCUCGAAACGACCUUUCAAAUACUGGGCCGAAUACGAAGAAGACAAAGAACCCCAUACCGCGGACGCGAUCAUCAUCGCAACAGGAGCCUCAGCUCGACGAUUGGGUCUCCCAGGAGAGGAAAAAUACUGGCAGAAUGGAAUCUCCGCCUGUGCAGUCUGUGAUGGUGCUGUUCCGAUUUUCAGAAAUAAGCCCCUGGUGGUGAUUGGUGGUGGGGACUCGGCCGCUGAAGAAGCUAUGUUCUUGACGAAAUACGGAUCGCAUGUCAUUGUUCUGGUUAGAAGAGAUGUGUUGAGGGCUUCGAAGACCAUGGCGAAACGAUUGCUGGCGAACAAGAAGGUCACUGUGAAAUUCAACACUGUUGGUCACGAAGUCAAGGGCAACGAGAAGGGAUUGAUGAGCCAUAUGGUUGUUAAAGAUGUGAAGACUGGGAAGCUGGAGACCCUGGAAGCGAACGGGCUGUUCUAUGCCGUUGGCCAUGAUCCUGCGACGGCGCUGUUCAAGACCCAAAUUGACACCGAUGAGGAGGGAUAUAUUGUGACAAAACCGGGAACGAGUUAUACCAACAUUGAGGGAGUGUUUGCUGCAGGUGAUGUGCAGGAUAAGCGAUACAGACAGGCUAUUACCAGUGCCGGUUCAGGAUGCAUAGCAGCUCUCGAAGCAGAGAAAUUCCUCGCUGAGCAAGAUGCCGAAGUCGAAAACGAUCUCGACCAAGAGAAGAACGCUGCAAAAGGCAAUAACGUUGUCGUACCGGAGUACAGAUCCAAUCCUCUUUUGUAG